UAACGUAUUUUUCCUAAACGAUUUUCUCAAAGAAUACAAAAUAAACUUAAGACAGUACUCUAAAUGUGCGUUGUUCGUCUUCGGUAGUGCUCAGCAUGUUGAAGUCGAAGCAGUUACUCCAACAGUUUUCCAAAGAGUACGCAAAGUAUACGCCGACCAACUUCAAGCUUAAGCGGGCCCUGGUCGUCACCAAGUUGUCCCGCUAUGAGUUCGAGCAGCUACGCCACCCGGAACUAUCUCCGGAUCAGCUCCAGCAAAAGCUCCGUGACCGGGGCACCGAUGUGGAGAUGGUCCUGCACCUGCACAAGGUGCACAAGGACUUCGAGCGGCGGGUCGUGCAGAGCUUUCAGGACGUUGGCUGCGAGGUGAAGUUGUCCAGCAGACUUGAAUUUAGAAGCUCGUUGAGCAAGGACGUCAUGAGCUGGGCGGACGUCAUCGUGCCGGUAGGCGGCGAUGGCACUUUCCUUCUCUCUGCCGGACGCGCCAGUCCGCUCUUUGCGCUCAGCCAGCAGAAGACGCCGAUCGUCGGCUUCAACUCGGAUCCGCUUCACUCGGAGGGUCGACUCAUGCUGCCCAAGCACUACUCGGAUAAUCCGGCCGACGCCGUCUCCCGUAUCAAGAGCGGCGAUUUCAAGUGGAUGCAUCGCUCGCGGGUGCGGACUACCAUGCUGGGUAGCAAUGGCAAAAUUCCGGAGCCAACUGACCUUUUCCGGCAUACGGAGGUCAAGAUGGAGCAGGUCAGCACUGCACCCGAAAUGCUGGACCAGGAUAUGGCCUACAAGUACAAGGCCAAGAUGAAACGCGUACUUCCUUACUUGGCUUUAAACGAGGUAUUUAUUGGUGAGCAUCUAUCGGCUCGAGUGUCCCACUUGCAACUGGUGCUGGACCACCAGGACAUGGUGAACAAGACUAAAUGCUCCGGAUUGUGCGUCAGCACGGGAACGGGCUCAACAUCCUGGCACACCAGCAUUAAUCGCAUCACCAGCCGGGAUGUGGACGACCUGUUACGCUCCCUGCCGAACGGCAAUUCAAAGAACGUGAUGAUAAUGCGCCAAAAUGCGGAGGAGAUCGCCCAGAGAUACAACCAGGGCCUGCUGUUCGCUCCAGACGACCCGCGCCUCUGCUAUUCGAUCCGGGAGCAAAUCUGCGUGGGCGUCUGGCCUUCGCCAAAGACUUUUAAGGAGCGCGAUUUUGUGCAGACCGUGUUUGUCAAGUCGCAUUGCAUCGAUGCCAACCUGGUUAUAGAUGGCAGCAUUUCGUUCCCCUUUAACGAUGGCGCCAAGGCUUUGCUAGAGGUUCACCCAGAGGAUGCCCUUCUGACCAUCGCUUUAGACUGAAUCCAGUGAUGCGCCCCUUGUGCCUGGUCAUCUAGCCCUAGCAUGUCUGAAUUUAUGAAAUUAUUUAAGUAAGCAUUUUGCAACUACUUAGCAGUGUAAGCUCAAAAGUUAAUUUGUUAUUUCUUAAAAGUAUAUUUAAACAUCACGCUUUA
Drosophila teissieri is the source of this 1489-nucleotide messenger RNA. RefSeq names its product NAD kinase 2, mitochondrial (gene Nadk2). Lineage: Eukaryota; Metazoa; Arthropoda; Insecta; Diptera; Drosophilidae. Gene Ontology annotation, molecular function: NAD+ kinase activity. Gene Ontology annotation, cellular component: mitochondrion. Bases 96 to 1337 code for a protein of 413 amino acids. The transcript is spliced from 6 exons. Gene Ontology annotation, biological process: NAD+ metabolic process. The record is from RefSeq and is a predicted model, not a curated record.